Tachysurus vachellii is the source of this 2942-nucleotide messenger RNA. It is a transcript of the gene ppfibp2a, whose product is annotated as PPFIA binding protein 2a. Gene Ontology annotation, molecular function: protein binding. Gene Ontology annotation, cellular component: presynaptic active zone. The coding region runs from base 448 to 2916 and encodes 822 amino acids. Gene Ontology annotation, biological process: neuromuscular junction development. The record is from RefSeq and is a predicted model, not a curated record. The transcript is spliced from 24 exons. Lineage: Eukaryota; Metazoa; Chordata; Actinopteri; Siluriformes; Bagridae.
ACGGUGUGCAGAGAUCAGUAUUCAGAACUAAGUGGGUGAGCGAAAAAAAAGUAAAAAUAAAUAAAAAGAGCUAAAAUAAGUGCCAUAGAAUUAUGAGAGAGAAUAAGAAUAGAGGGGUAAAAAGAAAAAUGAGAGAUGGAGGAGGAGAAUAAAGGAAGGAGAAAGGGAGGGAGAGUGCAGCUGCUGAGAUCCAAGCUGCAAGACCGCAGCCUGAUGUUAAAGACUGCUGCCUUCGCUGUGCUCCAAACCAGAUGCUUAGGAGCCAUAAACAGCCUCCAGACAAGGAAAAAAAACUCGCACACACACACACACACAUAUACUGAGCGACAGAAGACAUCGAUUAGAGCUCUGUUCAUUUCAAGGUUUAGUGCUGUGCUUAUUUCCAGUUUGGAAGCGGUUGAUGGUGCUACAUGUGAGAAGAAGCAGGCAGGAUCAUGGCCGUGAGUCAUGGAGUGUGACAUUGAGUUUUACAAACAUUUUACUUGGCUUAGAAAGGACAACCUGCGAUCGCUGGGCAACAACGAGAGUUAUCAGGAACGACUCUGCCGACUGGAGGGAGAUAAGGAAUCCCUCGUGUUACAGGUGAGUGUGUUGACAGACCAGGUAGCGGCUCAAGGAGAGAAGAUCAGAGACCUGGAGAAUUCCCUUGAAGAGCACCAACUCAAGCUGAACUCCACUGAAGAAAUGCUGCAGCAGGAGUUACUGAGCAGGACUGCGUUCGAGUCGCAGAAACUAAAUCUGAUGGAUGAGGUUUCCUCUCUGAACCUGAAGCUGGUGAACAUGGAGGAGAGACAGAGUCCCAGCACAGAGAGACAACACAAAGCUGAGAGCUUGCUCCAGGAACUGAGGUUGCUCAAAAAUAAAGUGGAGGAGCUCGAGGAUGAAAAGUCUCAGUAUGAGAGAAAACUCAAAGCCUCAAAGGCAGAAAUUUCCACCCUUCAGCAUCUCUUGCAGUGCAGGAAUGCGGAGAUCGAGAACCUUCAGGCCCGGCUCCUCUCCAGAUCUCCCAUAUCCGUUGACAAUCCAGAGAGAGAGGAGUUGUACAGGAGGAGGCUCAACACCAAACAUCAAGAGCUUCUAAAAUUAAAAGCCGGAAUGGAACUACUAAUCGCAGCCAACGAUGAGAAGGAUCGGCGUAUCGAGGAGCUUUCUCUUCUCCUGACCCACUGCAGACAGUUACGAGAUGGCAAGGCCUUGUUACAACAGACGUCAGCACCACAGUGCAGCAGUGAAGAAGAAGAGCAAAGCACAGCAAUGAAGUCAAAAGCUCUCACUCUCAAAGCUCACUCAGAGAUGAUGUCUGGUGCUUCCUCUCCACUUCUCCCAUCCAAAUCACCUGAUCAGAAGGAAACAGAAGUGAGGUCGCAGCCGAGAAAUACGUCCAGCAGCCAGGAAGAUCUGAAGAGUGAAGAACUAAAGCCUGUGAUGGGGUCUCCUGCAGAACCUGCUUCAUCAGAUGAGGGUUCCCAGCCGAAACCCGUAAACGGGAAGUGCGUCCUGAUAGAGGGGAAUAAAAGCGAUGGCUCCGAAUCGAGGUCUCAAGAAGGCAGUCAGGAUGGAGACAUGACCCAGGCAGGAAAGACAGAGAAACCGGAAGAGUCGAGCGCUUGCGAUGCUUCACCCUCGUCAUCUGGUGUGGAUUCAGGAGAACAUUCCCCCGUCUCGCAGGAAAACAUGAAGAACAACAAGAGCAUACGCAAACUUUGGGGAAAGAUCAGGAGGACGCAGUCGGGGGCUCUGGGGACGGGCGAUGAUCUGGAACCCACUGAGUUCAGGAGAGGAGGAUUUAGAGCCACAGCUGGACCACGGCUGGCUCGAACCCCUGACUCGGGCCGCUCGGUCCGAGACAUGACGGUUCCAUUCUCCAACUGGACCACGGAGCAGGUAUGCGGUUGGCUGGAGGACUUCGGACUCGGUCAGUACGUCAGCUUGGCGCGUCAGUGGGUGACGAGUGGGCAGACCCUCCUCUCCGCUACGCCACAGGAAUUUGAGAAGGAGAUGGCCAUCAAACAUCCGUUGCACAGAAAGAAACUGCAGCUGGCUCUCAGGUCGUUCAACAACAAGGCCAUGGAGAAAUCGUCAGAGCUCGAUCACAUCUGGGUCACACGUUGGCUGGAUGACAUCGGCUUACCUCAGUAUAAAGACCAGUUCCACGAGAGCCGAGUGGAUGGCAGGGUUCUCCAGUACCUCACCGUGAACGACCUUCUGUUCCUGAAGGUCACCAGUCAGCUCCAUCAUCUGAGCAUCAAGUGCGCCAUCCACGUCCUCCACGCUAACAAGUUCAACCCACACUGCCUGAGACGCAGACCAGGAGACGAGAAUAAAACUUCUCCAUCUGAGGUGGUGCAGUGGUCCAAUCACCGGGUGAUGGAGUGGCUGCGCUCGGUGGAUUUGGCUGAAUACGCUCCAAAUCUCAGAGGCAGCGGCGUACAUGGAGGCCUCAUAAUCCUGGAGCCUCGGUUUACUUCAGAGACGUUGGCCAUGUUACUGAACAUCCCUCCUCAGAAAACUCUGCUCAGGCGCCAUUUAACCACCAACUUCAGCAGUCUGGUGGGAGCCCAGGCUCAGCAGGAGAAACGAGAGUACUCCAACGCCAGCGGGCACACGCCACUCACCACCACCGCUAAAGUCCGGCCGAAGAAGCUCGGCUUCACAAACUUCAGCCACCUGAGGAAGAGGAGGCCCGACGAAUCCGCAGACUAUAUUUGUCCUGUAGAAAUGGGAAACUCGCCGAUUUUGAACGAUGGACGGACACCACGACUGGAACCUCACCAGGAACCUCACCAGGAACCUCACCAGAUUAAAGGAUCAUACAUCCAGACAUUUUUUGGUUUAAAGCCUUUUUUCUUUACUUUUUUUUUUUUUUGCUGGUGCAAUGAUUUAUUAUCACCUCUAAAAGUUAAAGGCUUUACAUAAUAAAUAAACCAGUCAAUUUAAUUCUC